This is a messenger RNA of Chroicocephalus ridibundus (black-headed gull), 4789 nucleotides long. It is a transcript of the gene GDPD5, whose product is annotated as glycerophosphodiester phosphodiesterase domain containing 5. The record is from RefSeq and is a predicted model, not a curated record. Gene Ontology annotation, cellular component: plasma membrane. Bases 330 to 2129 code for a protein of 599 amino acids. NCBI's taxonomy places the organism in Eukaryota, Metazoa, Chordata, Aves, Charadriiformes, Laridae. Gene Ontology annotation, biological process: positive regulation of neuron differentiation; lipid metabolic process. The transcript has 17 exons. Gene Ontology annotation, molecular function: glycerophosphodiester phosphodiesterase activity.
CUCCCCUGAAUCAGAGGGUGAAGACUUAAAUUCGGAUGUGUAAUUGGGCUUUAAUGUCUGUCUUCCCUCCAAGAGCACUUCUGGGAGACUCCUCAGGCUCCAAAGGGCUGAUCCCAGCAUGUAAAAAUCUGAAAUAAAUGCUUGGGGCAGUGUCUUCAAUUUUUGGCUGUUGUAUUGUCUGGCUCAGGAUUUAAAUUUUCUCCUGUAGCUCUCUUUUUGCAUGACAAGAGCGAGUAAUUGGGAUGAAAUCAUCCGUGCUGCAAAUGUGAUGGGUUCUCCCAGGACCUGAUGGAUUUCUGAUACCUCGCUCCUGAGGGGCUGGAAGGAGCAUGGUUAAACACCAACCGCUGCAGUACUACGAGCCACAGCUAUGUUUGUCCUGUCUGACGGGGAUCUACGGCUGCCGCUGGAAACGGUACCAGCGGUCACAUGAUGACACCACCAAGUGGGAGCGCCUCUGGUUCCUCAUCCUCACCUCGUCCUUCUUCCUGACCCUGGUCUGGUUCUACUUCUGGUGGGAAGUUCACAAUGACUACAAUGAAAUCAACUGGUUUUUGUAUAACCGAAUGGGAUAUUGGAGUGACUGGUCCAUUCCAAUACUUGUAACAACUGCUGCUGGCUUUACGUACAUUACAGUGUUACUGAUACUAGCACUAUGUCACAUAGCUGUGGGACAGCAAAUGAACCUGCACUGGCUUCACAAGAUUGGCCUCGUGACAACCUUGAUAACAACCGUGGUGACCAUGUCAUCGAUAGCACAGCUUUGGGAUGACGAAUGGGAGAUGGUAUUUAUCUCACUGCAAGCCACAGCCCCUUUCUUGCACAUAGGAGCACUUGCAGCCGUCACAGCCCUGUCGUGGUUGAUAGCGGGGCAGUUUGCACGAACGGAGAAAGCCACUUCUCAGAUGCUGAUGUUCACUGCAUACCUCGCAGUUGUAGUUGCACUUUACCUCGUCCCCCUCACCAUCACGUCCCCUUGCAUAAUGGAGAAGAAGGCUCUGGGACCAAAGCCAGCCAUUAUAGGUCACCGUGGAGCACCGAUGUUGGCACCAGAAAACACUCUGAUGUCCUUCCAGAAGGCAGUGGAGCAGAAGACGUAUGGAGUCCAAGCUGAUGUUGUACUGAGUUAUGACGGAGUGCCAUUUCUCAUGCAUGACAAGACACUCAGGAGAACAACAAAUGUGGAGGAAGUGUUUCCAGAGCGGGCCUAUGAGCACUCCUCAAUGUUCAACUGGACCGACCUGGAAAAGCUCAAUGCUGGAGAGUGGUUCCUACAGAAUGACCCUUUCUGGACAGCUGGGUCUCUCUCAAGGUCUGACUAUUUGGAAGCUGCCAACCAGUCAGUCUGCAAGCUGGCAGAUAUGCUAGAGGUGAUCAAGGACAACACAUCGCUCAUCCUGAACUUCCAGGACCUGCCACCAGCUCAUCCCUACUACAGCACUUACAUCAACAUCACCCUGGAAACCAUCCUGGCAUCGGGAAUUCGGCAACAGGCUGUGAUGUGGCUGCCGGACACAGAGAGGCAGCUGGUCAGACAGAUUGCGCCGGGUUUCCAGCAGACUUCUGGCCUCAAGCUGGAUGCAGAGCGCCUGAGGGAGAAGGGCAUCGUGAAGCUCAACCUGCGUUACACCAAGGUCACGAACGAGGAUGUCAGGGACUACGCCAUGGCGAACAUGAGCGUGAAUCUCUACACUGUGAACGAGCCCUGGCUAUACUCCAUCCUGUGGUGCGCCGGCGUCCAGUCGGUCACCUCCGACAGCUCCCACGUCCUUCGCAAGGUGCCUUUUCCCAUCUGGCUAAUGCCUCCAGACGAGUACCACCUAAUCUGGAUCACGUCUGAUCUCAUUUCAUUUAUCGUAAUUGUAGGAGUUUUUAUAUUCCAGAACUAUCACAUGAUCAGGUGGCGUCUAGGAAGCAUCAGGACCUACAACCCAGAGCAGAUCAUGCUCAGCGCUGCUGUCCGCCGGUCUAGCCGAGAUGUCAAGAUCAUGAAGGAGAAGCUGAUCUUUUCGGAGAUCAACAACGGCGUGGAGACCACGGAUGAGCUCUCUCUCUGCUCCGAAAAUGGCUAUGCUAACGAGAUGGUCACCCCCACGGAUCAUCGGGACACCAAACUGAGGAUGAACUGAGGGGCUCUGGUCCAACCCCGGCGCGUGGCGUCCCCUGCGUUUGCUCCAGCAGCGAGAGCCGUGCUCUCCUGCUUGCUGUGGGAUGGGAACCUGUGAGGAACUGCUGGUCGGGCAGAGACCCCUUCCCAUACCCCAUCGCUGGCUGCUCUGCCUCCCUGGUUGUGAGGUUGGAGGGGCUUAUUUUUGUAAAUAUGUAGAAAAUCUGAUUUUUUUUGUCUCUUUUGGAGGUGUGGUUUUUUGAGUGUAAUUUUUUUUCCAGGGCAUGAGUGGAAAUACCGUGUUCAUUAAAUCCUCGACCUUAUGGCUGAAGUUAUUUGAAUCUUGACGUGACAGCCUGAGUCCCCUUGGGGGGGUUCUGGGAUGAACACGUUGGAUGUGUCUCCCCUUGCUCCCCCUUCCUCUUCUCCCUCCUUCCCUUGGUGCAGCGACUGUGUAGCUGAACGUUGUGAUGUUCUCGUGAAGUGUCGUUUUUCUUACUUUUUUUUUUUUGUUGUUGUUGCCCUCCCCUUUUUCCCCUUUCCUGGGCAAUGAAGUUUUAGCUCUAAUGCAACAGGAGGCUGUUUGGAGGAGAGAAGCUUUCCUAGGAGAGGAGACAGCACUGCUCUUCCCCGCUGAAGUUCAGACAGGGAAGGGGUUGCGCUGGCUCAGUCACUUGGGCACCUGCUCCCUGUCCCCUCGUCUUUCCCCAAAGCCUGGUUGCUCGCAGGGGAAUGGCCUUCUGGAAAUGUUCUACCACAGCCUUGAAGACAAAUCCUGAGUGUUUGCUGUAGAUGGGCCUCUGCUGGCAGCAUGCUUUCACUUUUUUUUUUUAUUUUUUUUUUCCCUUUUAUUCUUUCUUUCUGUCUUUUCCCUGAGUUGUGCUCUGUCGGGAGCCUGGAUGGCUUGCAAAAAGCAAUGCCGUGGGCACCAUCACCGCUCAGAUCUGGCUAAAGUGCCUGCCACGCCGAGUGGCAUUUGGAGUCGCUCCUUGCUUCCCUGUCCUUGCACCCGUGUAGGAAGAGGAGGUGGUGGUGCGGUGUGAGCUUCCCCUGCUCUGGGCCAAGGAGAUGCCCGUGGGUGAAGGAGUUGUAAAUAGUUUGGAAGGUGAAGCAGCCCCGGAGUGUAAUUUAUUCCUGCAAGGAGACCUUUCCUCCUUGCUUUGUAAGCAGGAUCUUUAAAAAGCUGCAUGUUCACGUCCUCCAAAGGAGCGACAGUCUUGCAGCGGAUGCUGACAGGCUCAUGAAGGUAAGAGCUCACAUCAGCGUGUUUCCAAUGCAAAAGGCUUUAAACCAAAAUCCUAUACCAGAGGUUAAAAAGGAAAAAAAAAAAAAAAAAAAAAGAAAAAAACCCUCAGAAACCAAGUAGAUGGUGGUUGCAUUUUAUUCCCUCCCUGAAACGGCUCAUGACCGGCCCAAGGGCCGUCUCAGUUCUUUGCUCUUGACCUUCAAGGCCUCGUGGAGAGGAGCCUGGUUUUGGGUCACUCCGUUGUUCGCACGGAGCUGGUUCCCAAGGCAGCUGAAGCCAGCCGGAAGGCUGCCGGAGCUGUGAAUGGGUCUUGGCUCAGUCCCCACGGCCUUCUGCUGUUGGGUUGCUCCCUUCCUUGCUGGAUCUUGGUCGGCAUAAUGUGGGAAAUCCCAUUGAUCGCAAGCUUUCUUUGAUGCUUGGUGUGCACUGCCUUGAAAGCAAUGGGACCAUCAAAGAUGUUUACCAUGGAGGGAAUGGGAGCUGAGGCUUAGUCUUUGGGUGCUGGCCAAGCUGGGCUGCGGAGCCCAUGAGUGUCUGGGAGAAGUCACCUUGCAGAGGAGAAGGUGGUCUACGAGAUGCUGACGUGCAUCACGUUCAACGCACAAAGCAGCCUCGAGCAGUUUGUUCUUGUUUUGGCAGCAUUAAACUGCUCUAUUUUAUUUUUUUUUUUAAGCUGUACUCUGGUAGUGUUUUGAAACCCUGAAGUCUUGGGCUUAGUGUGUAAGAACCAGGGGCAAAAGUGGCCAACUUAUCAAUGUAAGAGAAAAAUACCCCUGUUAAUAAUGAAAGUGUGAAUUGUGAUGCUUUAAUAAACACCUCCUAAGAAGUGCAACACAAGACUUUAAUUUGUUUGCAUCUACCCUGGGUUUUUAUGAAUGUAAGUGGAGUAAGACCCUGGUCCAUGAUCCCUCUUACCUUCCCCAAGUACUGUCCUUUUUAUAUGGUACUCUCUCAAGUCUGUGAAAUACAGUGUGUUUUCUCUGCAGAAUUGCAAGAUUUUGGUGGAUUUGAAGGCUUUUGAGAACAAAGUUGCUUCUCCCUUUACUGUGGUGCUGUAUUGAAACAUUCCCGGUGGAUUGUCAUUGCCAAGUGAGAGAUGUUGUUAAAUCUCAGCAUCUGUUGAUAAUCACCUGCAUGUUCUGUUUUUAUCCUUGGAGAUGACUUUAUUGAAAGGUCAAGUGCUUAAAAGCUUGGAAGUGUUAAAAGCAAUCUAACAAAAAGUUGUUUUCACAAUUCACUUUUUUCUUUCUUUUUUUUUUUUUGAUGAGAAGACCCAAACUUUAUGCGUAAUGCACUGACUGUUACCGUUAUCGUCCUGAAUAUUUGCUACCUUUUUUUUUUUUUUAAAAGGAUGAUACUUUUUUGAUGAAAAUAGACCUAGACCAAAAUAAACUCUGCAAUGCUCUGUGAAAUAAACUGUCAGUAUUCCCCUGCCA